AGCAGUGACAUUGUUUGUAUUGUGGUUGCUAGGGGCGACGAUGCUGAACACGUUCCGAGCACGGACUAAUUGCGAACAAGAAGCCAAAUUCGUCCAGGACCGUAUCGUCUCCGUGGAGCGAACCGUCGCCGAAUUAUGCCACGUUUUCGCCCAAUAUUCCCGAAAAGCGGCCCGUUUAAGGGACAAGGGCGACGAAAUCGCCAAAAUCACUCUCGAACACGCCGAAACCGAAAACAUAAACAAAUCCCUGAGUCUGGCCCUGGAAAAUUUCGCAGACUGCAUAUCGCUUUUGAGCUCCUACGGCGACUUGAGAGUCCAAAAUAUAGAAACCAAAGUCAUCAAAGAGUUUGGAAGGUAUGAAGACAUCUGCAAGCACGCAAAAGACGAAGUUAAGCAGAUUUACAACGCUAGAGAAAAAGAAAUCGCCAGGAAGAGACAACUGGAGAGGAUUAAAGAACGAAAUCCACGAAAUCGGCAACAAAUUAUACAAGCGGAGACCGAACUCGUCAAGGCAAGCGCCGAAUUCUCAAAAACUUUGCACAACCUAGAAGAGAAAAGUACAGAGUUUGAGAAGCAAAAGCUUCACGAUGUAAAAUCGAUCUUGCUUGAUUUUGUUAGCACUGAAAUGGGGUACCACGCCAAAGCUCUCGAAGUCCUCACGAACGCCUACAAGGCCGUAAGUUCGAUCGACGAAGAGGCCGACUUACAGGACUUUCAAAAAAUAAGCAGAAAAGUGGACUCGGAGUUUAAAAGGUCCCUGCGACACCCCGACGCCUCCAGAGGUUCCAGAUCUCGCAGUUUAUUCCGCUCAGCCAACUCCUUGGGUUCCUUGGGCGCUCUAUUCUCAUCCAACCCCAAAAAGCCCGACGGAAUCCCCCGCAGCCGCUCCAAAAGCCAAGAAACCCUCGACUCCAUGAAACAAAGCAUCUCGGAAACCGAAGACAGCCUCAGCGACACCAACAUCUCCGAAAACUUGAGCGACCCAGAGGAGCCCUCGUCCCCCAUCAAACCCCGCAAGCGCAAAUAACUCUCCUACUACUAAUAAUUUAUUAACAAAAUCGCAUUAUAACUUAAGACUUAU
Molecule: messenger RNA, 1081 nt
Organism: Zophobas morio
Lineage: Eukaryota; Metazoa; Arthropoda; Insecta; Coleoptera; Tenebrionidae
Gene: Fam92
Product: CBY1-interacting BAR domain-containing protein 1
Exons: 5
Coding region: 41-1027 (328 amino acids)
Biological process (GO): cilium assembly
Cellular component (GO): ciliary basal body; ciliary transition zone
Source: RefSeq, a predicted model, not a curated record